AUGAUUAAUAUAAAAAAUGGAAUAAAGGUCGCUCUAGGAAUGACCAAAAGGUAUUACACAAAUAAUGGGAGAGGAAUGCUAAAGGAAUAUGUAUAUACAAAAUAUCGAAUUAGUUUACCACAUAUAGAUAAUGUAAAAUAUGAUGACCUAUAUUUAUCAAGCCCAAAUAAAGAAGACUUAUAUGUUUUUACAAAAAAAAUUCCAAUAUUUUUAAGAUAUCUAAAAUUAAUAACAUCAUUAGAAAAUCGUAAUAAUGAUUUUGUUGAAUUUGCAAGAAGGUGUGAAAAUGGAUUAACAAUAGAAAAAGAUAUAUACUUAACAAAAGAAGAACUAAUACAUUUAAUGUUCAUAAAUGGAUAUACACAAAAAGAAACAAAUGCUCUAGAUUUAGCAUUUAAUAAUAAUUAUCAAUUUCAUUAUCCUGAAAUUGCAAUAUUAUUUGAUUUAAAUGAAGAAGAUGUUUAUAAAUUCUGUUUAAAAAAAAGAAGUGAAAAUCCUGAAACUUUAUUUCAUUUAAAAUAUUUUAAAGAAAAAAAUAUGCUAUCAUCAUAUGGUUUAAUAUUUGUAUUUUUAUAUUUUGGUCUAAAUAAUGUUGUAUUAAGUAAUGCUUGGUUCCUUUCAAAAACUAUUCCAUUCUUUUCAGUAUUUUAUAUGCUAGCUUCCUAUUUUUAUAAAGAUAUAUGGAAUUUUAUAAAUAAAGAAAAAAAUUUAAUGAUAGAACAAAAUAUCCAAAAUAAAUUACUAGCAGAAGAUAUAAUUUAUAAUCAAUUAAAAUUAUUUUCAAAAGACACAGAAUGUAGUUCCCAUUUAAAACAUUUUAAAGAAUAUUGUAAUGUCUUAAUUAAAUAUUAUAGAAAAGCUUUUAUUAAUGAAAAUAAACAAAAUAUACAUGAACAUUUGGAAAAAAAAUUAAAUGAAAUAUAUAAUUCUGAACAGCAAUAUAAAAAUUCAUUAAAAAAUAUAUUAAUUACAGAAAUUAUUAAAAAAACUUAUGAACAUGUUCAGAAUGAUCAGAAUUUUUAUAAUGCUAUAUUAAAUGAUAGUAUAAACAAUAUUCAAAAUAAUACUAAUAAUGAUACAUUAGUUAAUUAUGUUAAAACGCAAAUAAAUUUUGUUAAAAAUGAAAAUAAUAAUAAUCCUAUUGUUAAAAAUAUACUUAAUCAAUAUGAAUUAAAAAAAAAAGAUUAUUUAAAUCAGUAUGUAGUACACAAAGAUGAACUUAAUGCUAUUAAAAAUAUUAUUACAAAAUGCGGUCAUGAUAUUACUAAAUUAAAUAAAGAAGAUUAUGAUAAUCUUAUCAAAUUAUAUACUAACAUAAAUAAUAGAUUUGGUUUUUAUGUAAAUGAUAAUGAUAUACCAUUAAUAAUUCCUAAAGACGAUGAAGCAAAAAAUUUAACUGAAAAUAUUAAUUUUAUUAUACAACAAUCGAAUAAAUUAUUCCAUGAAAAAAAACUUGUCUCAUUCUUAAAGUCUUUCCAAUGA
Molecule: messenger RNA, 1482 nt
Organism: Plasmodium vinckei vinckei
Lineage: Eukaryota; Apicomplexa; Aconoidasida; Haemosporida; Plasmodiidae
Product: conserved Plasmodium protein, unknown function
Exons: 1
Coding region: 1-1482 (493 amino acids)
Source: RefSeq, a predicted model, not a curated record